This is a messenger RNA of Leguminivora glycinivorella, 2871 nucleotides long. RefSeq names its product probable cytochrome P450 301a1, mitochondrial. The coding region runs from base 127 to 555 and encodes 142 amino acids. The transcript has 4 exons. The record is from RefSeq and is a predicted model, not a curated record. Gene Ontology annotation, molecular function: iron ion binding; monooxygenase activity; oxidoreductase activity, acting on paired donors, with incorporation or reduction of molecular oxygen. Lineage: Eukaryota; Metazoa; Arthropoda; Insecta; Lepidoptera; Tortricidae.
UGUUUGUUUUAUAUUCUGUGCAUCGUUUGGUCUAUGUUAUAUUAUAAUUAUUAAAAUGUAAAAUAUUUUACUUAAGCGUUAAGUUAAUUUUAUCUAUGUUUUGUUUGGUUGGAGUAGUUUUUGAAAAUGCAUACUUUGAAAGUGGGUGUUUCGUUCGGCUUGGGAGUGGUGAAUAAAAUGUUUAUAAGGAAUGCUGUUACUUCUACGGUCACGGAAACAAAUAAUAUUAAACCAUGGAAAGAAAUCCCUGGACCACUGAGUUUGCCCAUCAUUGGGCCUUUUUUUAGUUUUUUACCUGGAGGGAAGCUGUGUGGAUACAAAGGAGUGAAAUUAUCGGAAAAAUUGUACCAACUGUACGGGCCCAUAGUGCGUUUGGAUGGGGUAUUUGGCGGGCAGGCCAUAGUGAUGUUAUUUCACCCAGAGACGAUAGAACGUGUCCUUCGCUCUGAAGAGCCAAUGCCAGCUCGCCCAGGUCUUCAAACUCUGGAGUACUACAGGAAGUACCACAACAAGGCCUACGAUCCUACGAGAAUAACUGGACUUGCCUCUGAGUAAACACUUAUAUAGUUCAUAGAAAUAAAGGAUUUUUUAUAGAAAUUUAGAAAAUGGUUCGGUAGACCAACUUGUAAUUAAGCAGAUUUUUUAGAGCCUGUCACUCUUUCUGCCAUUUCUUGGUGAAAAAAGGCUUUUUUAAAUAUUAUUUUUAUGUUUUUACUUUUAAAGUAGCGUCAUACAAAAUGAAACUGUUCCAAAAUCUGUUUAUGUCUAAUACUGUCCGAGAAAAAUCAGCUUUGACACAUAAACAGACGAACCCGACGAACCUAUGGAACUCUAAAAUCGACACAACUAGGAAUGAAAGACGGAGAAAUAAAUACACUGUGAGCGAGAAAGUUGACCCUAUGCCCAUAAAAUUCCCGCCGAGGCAAUCCGUCUCUGGAAUGAUUUCCCUCUCUCUAUUCGACAAGCUCCAAGCAAACUCAAUUUCAAACGACUGCUCCGCACGCGGUUGGAGGAAGUGGCUUCUGACUUUGUUGUAAGGUAUUGUGAAAUUACAUGUGUACAGUCAAGUGUAAAGAUAUGGGUGUACACAUCUUACUCAAAAAUAUGUCCCAUAGCACCUUAGGCCGGUGUAAUAAGAGCGUAGUACCAUAUUUUUGAGUCGAUUUUUUCGAUACUUAUUUUUGCACUUGACUGUACUUAUAAAUGUAAGAUAAUGAUCUUCUCCAAUCCGCUACUCAGAAACGAUAAUGAAAACGUGAUAGAAAAUCAAUUAAACUAUCAUAUACAAUCACUUAAUCUAUAGAAUCUAAUAAUAUUUAACAACGUUUUCAUAGCAGAUAAAAUGCAACAUUCAUGUUAGUUUUUCUUAAACAAGUGAGCCUUAAUCCUUUCUGUUGAUAGUGCUGUUGAGGUGAAAAAACCUUUUCACACUAACCAACAGAAGAAAAUGACAGAAUAUUUUAUUUGGCUCUCAGAAAUAAAGAACUAAAACCAAUAAAUGAUAUCGGUCUCAUUAGGGUGAUUCUCCGAGACCCUAAUUUUCAAUGUCCGGAGGCUUAUUUCACUGAAAACUUUAGUUUAAAAUCCUGAUUUUUUUUUCAGAGAUACUUUAUAUCUCUAGUCGACUGGGACAUCGAUUAGCUUUAGUAUAAGAUCAUUGUAAUUUUUUAUAUUAAAAAAAUAUAUCCGUUAUUCUUACUACUCUGUCGUGUCCGUUCUCCAUUUUUCUCUAAACAUGUGAUGAUAACUUCAAUUCAGUCAUCUUAACGAAUAUUUUGAUUGAGUACAUGGAUACAUUAUUAGUUACUACAUUACUAAAAUUUAACAAGUAUUUUUUUAUCUAUAAUUUUGUAUUUAAAAUUUAGGAAAUAAGAGAUGUCCGCGACAAAAUUCUUAUUUCUCUGGUGCGGACUUUAUUCGCCUGUAUCGUAAACGUAUUGAAGAUUGUAGACAAACUUCCCCCCGCGGGGAAUAAUCAGUCGCGUUCGGAACGUGGUACGAGGUGGAAGUUUCGGCUGUUGCACGUGGCUCCGGAAUUACGAAGGUAAAUAUGUUAUUCCUCUGUCCGUGGUUCAGGUAUCAUUCUUAUUACUCUGUUCGGUUGCUUAAUUAAUUGCUUUACGUACUAUCUAUUCAUAUUAUUAACGACAGCCGCGUUGUACAUACACAUUAUGAAUCAUUGGUUUUUUUUCGAUAAUUUCUUAUUCUUUUGUCCCUUAUUCCUAUGGAUUUUGGACAAUGGAAUAAGAAUUUCCUAAAUUUUUCUUGUUUUUCUUAACUGACUUUCAAAAAGAAGAGUAGUUUUCAAGUGAUUUCCUAUAUUUUAAAGUAACUUAAUAAAAAAACUUACAUCUUUUUAAAAAUAUUAAUAAAAAAAAUUUGACCUUUUUAGCACCUAGUGCAUUUACAGUCUGAAUGUUAUUAAUAAAAAUAAAUAUAAAAAUAUUCUAGAAUACUUUUUUGAUAGUUUUGUGAACAAAAGUACAAUAUAUAAUUUAUAAAUAUACGGUUUUUUAACAUUUUUGUUAACCUAUCCUGACUUAUCUUAUUCCUCUGGGCCUAAAUUUCUUAUUCAAAAAGUUAAAAUGAAUUUAUUUUAUGAAUGAGUUCACAAAAAUAUGGGCCAAAACCAUAGUUAUGUCUAAAAAUAAAUCUAUUUUCACAAGAGUAUGUCCUUAUUGGUCAAAUUUCAAAAAUAAAAAAGGACAGAGGAAUAAGACAAAAAACGCUGUCUCGUAGAAUGACCCAUUAUUAAUGGUUCAAAUAUUAUUUUUAGGUUAAAAUCUUUUCGAGAUGAAAACAAUAGAAUAACGAAGAAAUUCAACGUGGAAAUGAACUUAUGGGCACUAGAGUCUAUAGGUGUGGUAGCUC